AUGAGCAUCGAGACGCUUUUAGAAGCAGCAAAGUUUUUGGAAUUGCAAGCCCAGCAACAACAGAAAGCACGUGGUAUGUAAAGGUUACAAUCCAUUAUAGGUUUUCUAGAGGCUUUCAAAGUUUGGAUUUGAAAGGAUCAAACGAAUUCGUUAUUUAGAUGUGUCAAAUCUAUAAGAUAUUUCUACUGGGAGAAGAUCUGCAUGCAUUUUACCUCUCAAUGUAAAUCUACUUUUUUACCAUAAAAAUAAUUUUGGUUUAUAAUUUAAGAUUACGUCCACAGUUGAUUGAAUUGCCUUUGUUUGCGUUGGGGGUCGUGACUAAUCAGACUUCCUUGUCUCGACUAUUUAGUUGGCUUUACUGAGUUAAAUGUCUUGAGCAACUUGAGGUGUGAUUUGAAAUGGUAGCCUAUUUCAGAGUGGAUCCUUGUUCUAAGAAGUUGGCUACAAAUGUAUCAUUUGGAUGUGUGACAGGAGACAAUGUAGCCGUGUGAAUUUUACUGCAUUACAGACGCGUCGAUCGAAACGCCUCCUAUCAAGUCUUGAAACGAUCGUGUUUAUUUGCAACACUGUUUCCAACCCUGUAACCUUAACAUUUAGCGACUGCUUUUAAAGUCGUAUAGUAACCUUCACUCAUUAUUUUACAUUCAAACAACUCGCAGUAAAGGGCGGUGGCGAAGGGAGCGCUAAAGUCGUUUUACAUCAUCUGACCUGACAUAGCAGGGGGAUCAUAUGACAGAUUCAGGCUUCCCUCUCGGUUUCUGUGACGAUCAAUCAUUCUUUUGAAUUCCUAAAAUGAUUGUUUGAACACAACUUUACAUUUAUGUGCUUUCGUACAUUGCACAUUUUAAACUGAAAUGUAGGCUAGAUAGAACAUUCCUAGGAAAGGAACCUUCGGCUCACGCGCUAAUCGCGUAAUUUUUUUUGCGUGUAGCUGUUGACGUGUCCAAAUUGAUCAUGACCCAUAUCUGCAACGGGGACCGCCCCUUUCACCACGUGCAUGCUCGGCAGUCCUACAUCCGGAGGCCCGCUCCCUCCCUGUUCUCUUCUCUGUAGUGCUGCUGCUAGGUCACGGUGUGGAAGAAAGUAGGGCAGGGUUUCUCCCCCUCUACUGUACUCACUCCUCUGCUAUGUGCUGUGGUUAUAUAAGUGGAACUACACAUGUUUUUAUAAAAGUUAUUAUCUCCAACCUGUCAAGGCCAUAGAGCUAAACACAACCAGGCAAAAUUUCAAUAGAUCUUUCUUAGUAAGUCAAACAAACAGUGCAAACAUUAACCAUGUAACUCCUCUCACUGAAUAUUGUUUUUCCUGUUAUUGUUUUCCCUAUACUUUGAAAGGGUGUGUGUUAUUAUAUAAGAGCACGUGGUAGUCUCGAGUCAACCAAUUUACUGAACAAAAUAAAGUUGUUGGAUAAGUGUUUUAAUUGACAAACUAAUGCAGUUAUGUUAUACCAGACUUCAGAUCAAAUUUUAUUUUCCACAUGCACCGAAUACAACAGGUGUAGACAUUGCAGUGAAAUGUUUACAAGCCCUUAACCAACAAUGCAGUUUAAAAUAAAAUAAAAGUGUUAAGUAAAAAAAUAAAAGCAAAUAACUAAAGAGCCGCAGUAAAAUAAAAUAACAGUAGGGACGCUAUAUACAGGGGGGUACCGGUACAGAGUCAAUGUGCGGGGGCACUGGCUAGUCGAGGUAAUAUGUACAUGUGGGUAGAGUUAAAGUGACUAUGCAUAAAUAAUAAACAGAGUAGCAGUAGCAUAAAAGGGUGGGGUAGCCAUGAUUUAGCUGUUCAGGAGUCCUAUGGCUUGGGGUAGAAGCUGUUGAGAAGCCUUUUGGACCUAGACUUGGCGUUCCGGUACCGCUUGACUAGGGUGGCUGGAGUCUUUGCCAAUUUUUAGGGCCUUCCUCUGACACCGCCUGGUAUAGAGGUCCUGGAUGGUGGGAAGCUUGGCCCCAGUGAUGUACUGGGCCGUAGGCACUACCCUCUGUAGUGCCUUGCGGUCGGAGGCCGAGCAGUUGCCAUACCAGGCGGUGACGCAACCAGUCAGGAUGCUCUCGAUGGCGCAGCUGUAGAACCUUUUGAGGAUCUGAGGACCCAUGCCAAAUAUUUUCAGUCUCCUGAGGGGGAAUAGGCUUUGUCGUGCCAUCUUCACGACUGUCUUGGUGGCUCUCACCUUGAUUUACAAAAGUAUGUUUAUGAAUGGCAUGAGAACUAGGCUAUCUUGAACUGUGCCUCCGAUUUGACCAGAUACCAAGGUGUGGGCGUCAUUCUCUCACGCCUUAGGUCAAUGCUUUCACAUCUGAUUACUCAUGGGUUGAGAACCAAGAUGGUAAAAGGUAACAACAACCCUUUCCUCUACCUUAUCCACAGCUUUCUACUCACCAGUCAGUUCCAUGAUCUGUCGUUCAUUUGCAGAGAGAUGACAGAGGGGUAAUGACCUGUGUACACAGUCAUUGAAUGCUGGUCACUUUAAUGUUUACAUACUGUUUGACCCACUUUAUAUGUGUAUAUACUGUAUUCUAGUAUGGCUCAUCCUAUAUAACUACUGCUGUACACACCUUUUCUAUUAAUAUACUGUCUAAUGGCUAUACACACCAUCAUAUAUAUUUAUAAUCUGGACUCUGACAUUGCUCGUUUUUAUAUUUGCGUGUAUUGUUAGGUAUUACUGCACUGUUGGAGCUCAGAACAUGAGCAUUUCGCUACACCCGCAAUAACAUCUGCAAAAUGUGUAAGCGACCAAUUUGAUUUAGGAGUUUUGACACCUCAACACUACCUGUCCAACAAAUGACAAGCACACCACUCUGCACUUAAAGGGAGGUUUAAGUAUGUAAUGGGUUUUAAAGGACAAUCCGUCUCAGAUGCAUGUAGAGGAGGACUUUUCCUGGCUCUGGGGAGGGGUUGAUCUCUGUAAUGGGUUUUUAAAGGACCAUUCUUCUCAUCUACUUGUAGAGCGGAAUUAGACAGUGCUGGCUCUGUUUUUGACUUACUCAGUUUGACCUUUUGAAUCCUACUCUGGGUGUCUCACUGGGCAAGGUCGAACCAAUCCUUCUGGGGUUUGUCCUAACCAAUCCAGUUCUUCUGGGGUUUGGCCUAACCAAUCUAGUCCUCCAAGGGUUUUAUGGGUCGUUCUUGUAUGUGGGAGGAGAGCACUUAAUGGACUGCAACUUCUCAGUGCUCCUGAACUUUGAACUCUGACUGCACUUUAUCAAUACUGAGUGGAGCGGAUAGGCCUGAGGUGGAGGUUAAACACUAAUGACGGUGUUGUUUACACUGAUGACAGUGCUACGGUGUGCACUAAUGAAUACAACCUGGUCUUGGACAUUUUACUAACUUAAGUAGGCCUAGUUUAUGUUAGUAUAAAGGCAAGUAAAAAGGGGGGUGGAAAUAAGAAUGAAAAGUAGCAUAAAUAAAAUAAAAGUAUGUUUGUGUGUAUGUGUAUAUAUAUAUAUAUAUAUAUAUAUCACAAAAGUAGUGCACUGGGCCUUUGCGGACUGAUAGCCGUCUGGAGCUUGCGGGCAAACCCAACCCCCUGGUCGAAGAACAAAAUCGCAGCACCCCCAAACUACUUCCCCCAGCGAUGAUCUUUAUUUGAGACUAUUAUCUAAGACUCUCGGUGGCUUUCAGUGUCGCUGUGACAAUCUGGCCUCCAGGCCUCUGCUGUGCUGGGGAGAGCAGAGCUGUUGUUUGUUCCUGGCUCUGAAGAAAAUAUGUCCAAUGCCUGUGUUAACUGCGAAAUCAUGUUCCAUGUAUGUUAUGGACUUGGCCUCUUUUGGAAGAUGCACAGCCAGAGAGCGUUAUUAUGACACACACACUGUUAUGCUAUGCUUUGAGACUUUCACUUUUGUCAGUAUCUUUGACUACAGGCAGCUACAUCCUCCCGAUAAUCAGUUAAAUUACCACAGCUUGGGCCCAAUCCACACACUGUUGUAUGUCCUACAUUUCUCACACGCUUCUGAGAAGUUCUCAGAACAGCCCAAUUGAAUCACGUCUCCCAAUGAAUUGGAUAUGGAGGUGUAAGGUAAGGGAAGGGAAGAAGGGAACAUUGUGUAGCUAACGUGCUGUAAUGGCCACGUUUGGCACGGCUCUGCUCCACCCCUUAUCGAUGUAAAGGAUGGCUGUAAAGCUCUCUUGUGUCUGACGUGUUCUAACACCACUAUUACCAUAGCAACCGGACAACCCCCUCUCCCCCUAGUAUCUAUGCAUGCUGUUGGGGGGGGGGGGGGGGUUGGUGAUUCUCCAAUCUGAUUGGAUGAAGAGGUGAGGUCGUUGCUAGAACUCAGGGAUUCAAACCACUCUCUUCCUUUGUCUCUCUGGCUUGUCCUGGUUGUCAUCUUUUCUCCCCCACUCUGAGACGAGAAUGUGUUAAAGGAGCUAGGAAAACGCAAUGUGAGCUCAUUCUCAAGGACAGCACGUGGACCUAAUGUUAAGAGCGUCAGUACUGAAACGUUCUAAAAGACAAGUUGCCUCCUAAAUAACAGAUACAGUCAGGGCGUUUUGCUCCACUAUUUUUCUAUGUCUUCAGUCUCAAUACUGCACUAACAUCAGCACAAUGUGUUCAGUCACAACACUGUGUUAGAGGGCUGGAUGAUUUACCACCAACCGCAAUCUGUAGCUCUCUCUUUUAGGGCUCUCAGUACAUGUGGAAAUAUCACACAGUGUAGUUUCACAGAAAAACAAUUCUGCUUCAGCUCAAAGUUUCACGAACUCUUCAUUACAGUAUGUAGGCCUACAGAAGCUUGCAAUAUCCCAACAGAACAUAUCCCUUUCUACAUUGGAACUAAGACAGUAUGACUGGGAUUGGGCGAGAGGCAUAAAACCUGCUUUUACUUGGACACACUGACCUUGGAAUAUACCCCACUUCCUCUUCUAAAAAAAACUUGUCUCACACACUGAGCGCAGCCCAGCUUUUACAUUUACAUUUUAGUCAUUUAGCAGACGCUCUUAUCCAGAGCGACUUACAGUUAGUGAGUGCAUACAUUAUUUUUUAUACUGGCCCCCCGUGGGAAACGAACCCACAACCCUGGCGUUGCAAACACCAUGCUCUACCAACUGAGCUACAUCCCUGCCGGCCAUUCCCUCCCCUACCCUGGACGACGCUGGGCCAAUUGUGCGCCGCCCCAUGGGUCUCCCGGUCGCAGCCGGCUACGACAGAGCCUGGAUCUCUAGUGGCACAGCUAGCACUGCGAUGCAGUGCCUUAGACCACUGUGCCACUCGGGAGAGUAUUUUAGUCAUUUAGCAGAUGCUCUUAACCCUAAUUGCUCCUGUAAGUCGCUCUGGAUAAGUGCCUUGCUUAAGGGCACAUCGACAGAUUUUUCCCUUUAGUCGGCUCGGGGAUUAGAACCAGCAACUUUUCGGUUACUGGCACAACGCUCUUACCCACUAAGCUACCUGCGGCCCCACACACACUCAGUCAGUUCUCCUGUCAUAUUGCAGACCUGUAACUGUGUUAAUCCACUUGUAAAAAGGAUAAACAGCAUUGAGUUUUGUCAUGUAGCCAGCCAACCAGCCAGCGCCAACAAGAGCAACGUAAUGAGUUGUAUAAAUAUAGGACUUUGGCUGCCUCGGAAAUGGCACCUAUUCACUAUAUAGGGCACUACUUUUGACCAGGGCCAACAGGAUUCCCUCAAAGACGAGCUCUGUUUAAUAUAAUGCCAAUUAUUGUAACUUGUUUCUGGCUGGCAAGGCAUUGCGGCUGCAUUAUACAGCUUUUAUAAGCUGUCAGAGUUCCUUGAGGCAGGAUGAGGUCUAUGCCUACAGGUUUGGUAUGAACGUAUGUCAGCGUUGGAAUAGCCCUAUAGAGGGUAGGAGGGGGGUGUCUGGCAUCGUAUUUCAAUUCAGACCAUACAAGGGCAACAUAAGCUGUGAACACUGUGUGUUAGCUAGGUGAAUAGAUGCCUGAGUGCAUCCUUCCAGCUAUUCUAGUUUUCCUCCUUCCCGUCUUUUGUCUAUUGAUUUGUAGUAUUCAUUGGGAAUGAACCCGGCUGUCAAACUCACUAGAUGGAGAUUAGUCAGAGGAUGCUAGAAAUGUUCUCAGACAUGUUUCUGCUGGGACCUAACCUUUGCUGCUCUAGUCUCUAACCAUUACUUCUUUCUCUCCUCACAGAGGAGAAUGAGCUGAGGGAGAAGCUUCGCCUCGAACAGCUAUCUGACCACACCCACAGGCACAAUGUCACUUCCUACUCCUCCCUCAUUCAAAUGAACCAUGUGACCCGAGCAGAAGAGCCCUGCCCCCACUCGGAGCGCUGCCCCUCUGUCCCUCCCCCACUGCCGCCCCCCUCCAUGCCCAUCACCGUCAUCCCAAUCCCCAUGAUGACCUCCAACCACACAGGUCUGUCCCCCACCAUCCCAACCCCCUCCUCCACCACCCUGUCCCCCCAGGCUGGGGCAGCACCCCACCUGGCCUCCCCCAGGAGGGACCCUCACUCCCCAGGGCAGGACCACCAGGGACAGGGUGCGCUUUUGGCUCUCUCUCCUCAGGUGAAGACCGACCACUCCCACCACUUGCCUUUGGCCCAAUCUGGCAACCACAAGCAGAAUCAGCACUACCAUCAUCACCUUCCGCAGAUUAUUUCCCCACAAUCUGGCAACCAUAAACUGCAGCAGCAGCAGCAGCAGUCUCCCCAGCUGGUGCAGCCCUACCCUGGCUCCAUCGUCUCAGCCCCGCAGCUGCAUGCCUUACUCCCCCAGCCAGGGCCCCCCCAGACUCCGUGUGGGGGCCAGACCAGCCCUGUUGGGGGCCGAGGCAGCCCCCCUGACCUGGACGGGAAGAAGAGGCCUGGAGGGUAAGUGGCCAUUUUGUUAUUUAUAGGAGAGAUGGUUUGCACUAUGUUUGGAUUCUUUUCCUCCAUUUGCAUUUUAGUUUUCCUUUUAUGUCUGUAGCUGUGCCUGUGAUUGUCAGUCACUUGUUGAGCAGUAAGGCACAAACGGUAUCAGAAGAAUCACGAACCAUGAAAAGUCACUGCACUGAAGGAUUCUUGGACUAAAUUAUUCUUGGAUUAUGUGCUCCAUAAUGGGUAUGUCCUGAUUGGACAAUUGAGCAAUAAUCAGAUCCAAUUAGCUGCCUGUGCAUAUUAUACAUUAUAUUGUUGAAGUAAAGUAACAGAGAUGAUGGAGUACUUUAUAUUUGUUGGUUGAUUUGAUUCUUGUUCUGUGAGUCUCGUCGUCUUGCCCAUUCUGGACACCCAAUCUUAUAAUGUGCUCCGAUCUGUGCUUUUACAGGGCAGGGACAAGAGAAGUACAUAACAAGCUUGAGAAAAACAGGUGGGUGCAUCUCUCUCCCAUGGUCGCCUUUAUUAAACAAAGAGGGUUGAGCUCUUUGCACAGGGCAGUUUAAGGUUAUGGUGAGAUUAGGUGUACACUAUUAUUGCCCACGUCUUUUUUCAACCGAGUUGCUUACUUACUUCUCUGUCCUGUUCUAAAAACAAAUUAUACUCUCAUUUAUUCACUUAUGGCUUAUCUAUAGAUAUUGCAUUUGUCAGACAAUAAUUUAUGAUAUCUUGGACUUGUUAAUGGCUUUGAAUGUUCUGCUUAUUCUGAUAGUACUUCAAUGUACUGUAGUAGUAGGGAUAUAAUGCCCAAAACGGGACUAAGCAGAGGAGUUGUUGCCUACCCCUGCCUGCAUCCUUUGUCACAGACGUUUUACCAUGAAACAGAAACCUGUUCAAUGUGUCUCAUGUUGGUAGUAAUUAUUUAUUAGUAUUUUUUUAUUUUUAAGCUGAAUGUGUGAAAUCACGCCUUGUCCUGCCUCUUCCUCUCACUAACAGACGCUUCUCUCUCUACCUCUUUCAUCCUUCCAUCCCUUACUCUCAGACGUGCUCACCUGAAGGAGUGCUUUGACACCCUGAAGAAAAACAUCCCCAAUGCAGAUGAGAAGAAGACUUCUAACCUCAGUGUCCUGAGGAGCGCCCUCAGAUAUAUACAGGUAAGCAAGCUAGAAGAACUGCAUGGUUGAGCAAAGGAUAAACUACUACUGAAUGGAAUUCGCUGUUGAAUUCAGUGUAGAUUUUCACUCUGUGUUUUCACCGUUGAGUUUACUGUGGAUUUUCUAGUUUUCCAAUGUUUAUUGUUUCCCUGUCAAGGGAAGUAGGGUCAGUUUUGUUUCAAACUUUGUAGGCCUUGUUUGAAGAAGCAUUUUUCCAGUAACAAAGUUGGAGUUUAUACUUGUGGAUAAUUUAAUAAGUGUUGUUGGCAGACAGUGUACUGCAGGGUAGGCAACUAGAUUCAGCCACAGUCCGAUUUUUGUCAGAGUGGAUGGUUCAUGGGCCGGAACGUAAUUAUAAUAAUUUGUACACUGCAAAUUGACCAAACUAAUCCCAAAAGAGAUUCUAUUUGAAAAUAACAAUAAUUUCAUACCUUGAUUACAUUGAGACACGAUCACGUCUCUUUUUUAAUUUGUGGGAAUACUUGGUGAACAGAUUGACUAAAUUAAACCAUUUUUUUAAAGCAGAAUUUCUAUUGAUUUUAGUUUUUUAGUUUUUGUGACCAAAAUGUUAUUUAGUUUUGUCAGUUUUCUUUUUUAGAGUGGGGUUACAGGUACAACAACUUAUUUUUUGGGCCCAAAACUAAAAUCCAAAAUAAAUCACUCACAGGCCGGUGUUGGCCCGCGGACCGCCUGUUGCUGACCCCUGGUGUACUGUCUGGUGGUGUUGCUAGGAAGUCAGGGUGUCUAGCUCUUCAUCUCCAGCUGAUUGUGUGUGAACUAUGCCUAAUCCACCACACCUUAUUGUGUGGGCAAACUGUCUGUUACAAAAUUGUUGUAAAUGGCAAUUAAUUUCAGAUGGACUAAGAUAACAAUCCUUAUUUGUUUUACUGCCAGGAGGCUAAUAUUGGAGCUGCUUUGUAUAUCCUUAGGUCCUUGGUGUUCUUGGCAACGUCAUUAGAUCUGGUCUGGUUAGUCCAGGGGAGGGAAGGUCGUUUCUAGUCUCUAGCAGAAAGCUAAACUUUCUGGAUAUGCUCUGCUGCCCGGGGUAUAGGCGGACCAGAGAGUCUCCAAUGAAAAUGUACAAAGAGUUCAUUAAAACCCUUUUGAAAGAUUAUUAAAGCUAAUCUUUUAUCAAAGCUUUUUAUUAAGAUUAUCUGAUGUGAUUAAAACCUUUCAAUGGACUUUUGUGGUUGAAACAGGAAUUACUAUAAUUAAUAGUGGUUCAAUGGGUCAUGAUGUGUGAUACAGGCAGGUAGUAUAUCGAAAGCUAUGUGUAAGCAGAGAGCAGGUGACCGGUGUACAAAGGUCUUCGACUAACCUACUUUAACUCAGGAGUGAUGUGAUAGUUCCCAUUGCUAUGUUCGUUGUGUAUGUGCUUGUUAAAUAUACACACACACACUUCUUUCCUGUGCACCUCUACCUCUGGUGCUGGUGAGGAUCUGAUCUUGUAUGUUGGUGGCAGCGCUGGAGUUCUCCUCCCUGGGAGGUGCAUGGAGGGGGGCGAGGCAGGGCUAAGAGAGAGGGGAAACUAGGGCAGUGUGGGUGCACAGAGAACUCAUGUCACCCAAUCUCCCUCCUCCCCCUGCCUCCCUCUCUGUGUGAUGAGGGAACGCCGUCUUGUUAGUGUGUCGUGCUCGACUAGCAGACUGACCCAGCAACCCCCCCCCACCCCCUCUUGACAGCCAAGCUGGAUUUAGGGUGUAUUUAAAGCACAUGUACCGGCCAGGAAACAAACAAACAACUACAGACAUUUUCCACUCUUUAUGUAUUUAAACUAGCAUGGUCCUUCAUUUUUAGUUAUUGGAAUUUAAAGUGAAGAGGGAAAACCAGCUUAAAUAAUGCACUUUUGCAGGACUGAAUACGGGUUAAAGAAAUAUCUUGAAUUACUUGUACUGUAGGUUGUAAACUCCCACCAGUCUCUGAAGGCAUAAUAAGUAUGUGACAUAGGCCUUAAUGUGCGUAGUUGCUUAAUGUUGCCAGUGCUAUAACACCCCAGUAGUAGAAGUCGUGCUGAGUCACGCAGUUCUAUUCCAUAAUUUUUAUUGGUUGAGCUCCAGUAGUGUUGGGUUGGGGGCAGAGCAAGGGAGGGGUGAGAAGAAGAGUAGAGGGAGGAAAGAGAUGGAGGGAGGGGUGUUUAAAACAGCGUGUGCUCUCUGUCGUUCCGACAUGGGCUGUACGGUGCAGGGCAGGCACGCGUUUCCUGACUGCACGCGCCUCUCUCUCCCCCUGCAUGCCCCCUCCUGAUCCCAUCUCUUCCCCCUUUUUGUUACUUUAGGCAGGGGGGUGGGGCAGUCUGCUAAUGUGACCAAUGAGCACCAGACCAGAGAGGUUGAAUAAGAGGAUUUGGACAGAGGAUUACUUUUCAUUUGAUUCAUCUUUGGGCAGUGAUGCUGGCAGCCCUUUGUCUGUCUGUCUGUCAGUCAGUCAUCUUUGUUGAACAUCAUGGCCCCCUGGGUAGGAGUGCUGAUCUAGGAUCAGUUUUGCCUUUCAGAUCAUAAUGAAUAAGAUUAUUUGGUCAGGAGUGAGACACUUUAUGAAUACAAACUCUGAUCAUGUUAUCUCCAGGCCGGGUCUCUUAUCAGAGCAUGUCUCUUUUUUUCCACUGAGGUUACUGUCACUGUGAGGUUACUUCUCGCCAACAGCCACUCUGCUGAGAAGUCAAGUCACACUUCCUUGUUUCAUUUCUUCCUCCUUUCGUAGAAGUGACUGAGUGAGUAAGCUAGAGACCAAACCGACGAGGAACUUGCAUAUAAGGCUGCCUGCAAGCAGAUUUUUCCUUCCCAUGCUUCUUGGUUUGAGCUGUUUUUCUCAAUACAUUUUCUCCUACAGUAGUUUGUUGUCGUAUGUGUUAGGCUAUAUUAGUUAUUUAGAUUGUACUACUUUACGACUUCCUGAGAUGUGGUCUGUGCUGUCUAACAUGGAAUGUGUUUCUCUAUCUGACCUAAUUGCUGCAGAUUGAUAUAAUGCGUAUUAAAAUGGCUGUGUGUGAGAAAGAGAGCGCGGCUGUGUACUCUAUGCUGCGCCAUGGCUGGAACUCUUAAACCCUGGAGUGCUCAGCACUGGGGCUCCUCCCUCUUUCCUCUCUUCUUUCAUCCCUCCCUCCUGCCUCACUCUGCUCACAGGGCCACAUGAGCAGAGAGCACAUGGCUACCCUGAGCUUUGUGACGUCACCCCCCCCUAAAGGGCCUCUCCUCCUCGCCCCGCCCAUACCUGGAACAGACACCGCUACAGCCACAGCUCAGUGCUAG
This is a messenger RNA of Coregonus sp. 'balchen', 11164 nucleotides long. The record is from the annotation of a GenBank genome assembly. NCBI's taxonomy places the organism in Eukaryota, Metazoa, Chordata, Actinopteri, Salmoniformes, Salmonidae.